Leptonychotes weddellii (Weddell seal) is the source of this 849-nucleotide messenger RNA. Lineage: Eukaryota; Metazoa; Chordata; Mammalia; Carnivora; Phocidae. The record is from RefSeq and is a predicted model, not a curated record.
UGUAACAGAUGCUGCAAUGUACAACAACUCUGGGGCCCUGCCCACCUCACCUGUGGCACCCACAACCUAUGAUCCAAUGCUUAAAGUCGAUGACAGCAAUACCCGGAUCCUGAUUGGCUGCUUGGUAGCCAUCAUCUUCAUCCUCCUGGCCAUCAUUGUCAUCAUCCUCUGGAGACAGUUCUGGCAGAAAAUGCUGGAGAAGGCUUCCCGGAGGAUGCUGGAUGAUGAAAUGACAGUCAGCCUUUCUCUGCCCAGUGAGUCCAGCAUGUUCAACAACAACCGCUCCUCAUCGCCAAGUGAGCAGGAGUCCAAUUCCACUUACGAUCGCAUCUUUCCCCUUCGCCCUGACUACCAGGAGCCAUCGAGGCUGAUACGAAAACUCCCAGAGUUUGCUCCAGGGGAGGAAGAGUCAGAUCAGAUUCAGGAACUGGAAGCUCUCCUCUGUCACAGCGACAGUCCUUCCCGGCUUAUCUGGACAUCAUCUCGCAAUGCAAGGAAAUCUAAUUUCCACCUUGAGGACAUCCAGCACAGCAGAGGCCAGGAGCCCUACAGCUCCUCCAAAUACGCAAUUGACCUACUGAGCGUGGCGCUGAACCGGAACUUCAACCCACGGGGUCUGUAUUCCAGCGUGGUGUGCCCAGGCACAAUGGUGACCAGUAUGACCUGUGGAAUUCUCCCUCCCUGUAUGUGGACGGUACUGCUGCCCAUCAUAUGGCUGCUUCGCUUUUUUGCAAAUGCUUUCACUGUGACGCCGCACAACGGAACGGAAGCCCUGGUACGUUGUUGGAGUUGCAGCUGCAUGUAGGGUUGCUUAGCGGAUAUAAACUGAAGUUCACUGGAAGUGGGAAC